AUGUCAAAUAUUUCUUAUUCUUACACUAACAUCACUGCAGGAUUGCAGUAUCAGAGUGUCUUGGAAAGAGUGAUACUUUCUUGUUUGUCUACACUUCCAGCGUGUGUGCUUCUCUUCAUUAAUGGCACCAUGAUGUUCACUCUGAGGAGUAAACCUGUGUUUCGUGACACCUGCCGUUACGUUCUUCUGUAUAACCUUCUUGUUGCAGACACUGCUCAGUUGGCCAUGAGCCAGGUUCUCUUCCUGCUUGCUAGCUGUAGAGUCCAACUAACAUAUCCUGUAUGUGGUACAUUCACUACACUUGCCAAUCUAACAGCCAGCAUUUCUCCCCUCACGUUGGUGGUGAUGUCUCUGGAGAGAUAUGUAGCUGUGUGUUACCCUCUGAGGCACGCUUCCAUCAUCACCAUCAGAAACACAACACUGGCUGUCAUUGCAACCUGGGCUGUCAGUUCACUAAAUAAUGUCACUCGGUGCUUUUUUUUGUUGCAGUUUUCUGUUGAAAAAUUGGGAACUUUCUUGAUGAAAGACUAUUGCUAUGACAUUAAUUGGUUUCCAGACCCUCUGCGUGAAAAUUUUGACAAAACCUACACUUGCUUCAUGUCUAUUUCAGCUGGUCUGGCAGUAAUUUUCUCCUAUACUGGAGUUGUACUAGCAGCCAAAUCAGCUUCUACAGACAAAGUAUCUGCCCUUAAAGCCCAGAAGACACUGCUAUUGCAUCUGGUGCAGCUGGGUCUCAGUCUGUCAUCAACCAUUUACUACCCAUUGCUUGUAGUUUUUGCAAAAACUGUUACAAGGAUAAUAUUUGUAUGGGUCCAGGAUAUUUUUUAUGUGCUUUUUAUCAUCUUACCCAGAUGUCUGACUUCGCUCAUUUAUGGUCUCAGAGAUCAGACUAUCAGACCCGUUUUACUGUACUAUCUAUAUGGUCGACUGAAACUCUCAGUUGAACCUGGUCCUGGUUGA
This is a messenger RNA of Nematolebias whitei (Rio pearlfish), 960 nucleotides long. Its product is annotated as odorant receptor 131-2-like. The record is from RefSeq and is a predicted model, not a curated record. NCBI's taxonomy places the organism in Eukaryota, Metazoa, Chordata, Actinopteri, Cyprinodontiformes, Rivulidae. Gene Ontology annotation, biological process: G protein-coupled receptor signaling pathway. Gene Ontology annotation, cellular component: membrane. The coding region runs from base 1 to 960 and encodes 319 amino acids. The transcript has a single exon. Gene Ontology annotation, molecular function: G protein-coupled receptor activity.